Molecule: messenger RNA, 585 nt
Organism: Enterobius vermicularis (human pinworm)
Lineage: Eukaryota; Metazoa; Nematoda; Chromadorea; Rhabditida; Oxyuridae
Source: the annotation of a GenBank genome assembly
AUGUCGAUGAUGAGUGGUGCUAUAAUGAUGAAUAACCCUAAUCCUAUGAUGAUGGGUGAUAGUAUGAUGAUGGGUAAUGGUAUGAUGAUGGGAAGUGGUGAUGUCGAUAAAUGUCUUCAGCCUAUGACGAAUUAUACAAUUGCUCAACGUAUUCUUGCUGCUAGCUUCAUCAGCAUAAUGACAUUUGCUGGUCUGACCUUGAACGGUCUCUUACUAACUAUAUAUUACCUGUCUUGGUCUGAUAUUGGCAAUGUUGUCAUUUACCGAAUGAUGCUGUCUUUGACUCUAUCUGGGCUUGUUACAAUAAUGGUCAACAUCUAUACCACACUACCAUGCAGUUUCUCCUUCUGUAGUUUCUAUGGCGUGGAUGCGCUGAUGAUUACUCUGUCAUCGCCUGACACAUUUGGAUACUACACAACGCUGUUUACCAACUGUAUUGUAGCAAUAGAACGUAUCUCUCUGUUUACAUCUAAAGCCGUUAAUCAUUUUAUUCGAAAAUUCCACUUAUUGAUCAUCAGUAUUCCGUGGCUUCUUGGAUUUGCUAUAACUGUUGGUACUACAUCGAUUGGCUGUUAUAAAAGGUGA